AACACCUUCGAACAUGGCGGACAAUGGAACUAUCGGACGGAAUCCGUUCGCAAUCAAAACUUCAAACACUCCGACCAGAGGCUCUGAAGACCAGGCCAGAGAACCUCGACCCCUGGUAGCACCUCCGACAUUGGUUCUUGGUCAGGAAGCUCCGAGGUCUUCAGGGUUCGUCUUGAAGCCGUCUGCGCUUUCGGCGCAAGCGUCGAAUCUCAAAAUAUACAACACUCCUACCACGCUCAACAACGGCAAAGCGGAAACUAAGGAGAGCGACCGUUUGUCAGGCGACCCCGCCGAGAAGAAAGAUGAGGUCGAUGAAGCAGGUGUCUCUGAGAAAGAAGACGCGCCCGAGAAAAGCAUAGAAUCGGAUGUCAGAAAAGGGCCCGACGCGGAAAAUCCGUUGGAUGGAGAGUCGGAGAAGGAAAUCGAACCUGGAAAACAAGUGGAGGCCAACAGAGCUCCCGAAACUGGACCUGGUGCUGUAAAUACAGAGAGUCAGGAAGAGCCGAAAGUACCGGUCGAAGCCGAGACUCUCAUCGAGAAGGAAGAAACGAAACUCCUUGACAAAACUUCCGAUAACGAGAAAAUCGAUGGCUCCGAGGCAGCCAAAUCUGACAGCGGAAAUCAUUCGACCGCCUCAAACAGUUUUCGGCCAGAAUUUAGAGGAGCGUGUUACCAAUGUUCCCGAGAGCAGUUUCGUAUUCGGACAGAAUCUCCGAGACAGAGUAACGAAACUGCCGACGUCGAGUCGAAAACGCCCUCGGAUUUCGCAGAAGCCGCUUCCGUGAAUGCGGAACCUGACAAUAAAACCGAGAGUCCAGCCAAAGGAGAGAAACGCAGUCUCAAUGAAACCGCCGAAGAGUAUCAGCUGAGAAUGGAGAGCGAUGCCAAGAAGAGCAAGCUCGAGGAAGUCGAAGUCGUGACAGGUGAGGAAGACGAACGAAACGUCGUCCAGAUCAACUGCAAACUGUACAUCUUCGAGGGAAAUCAAUAUCUCGAGCGGGGUCGUGGCGUACUCCGACUGAACGACAAACAAAACCCUGAAGACGGGUCUCUACAGAGCCGAGUUGUAAUGCGCACCCAAGGUAUCCUGCGGGUAGUCUUGAACACAAAAGUCUGGGCGGGAAUGUCGGUCGAAUACGCCAACGACAGAUCCUUGAGGAUGACGGGACAUGCUCCCGACGGCACCAGCGCCGUUUAUCUCAUUCAGUGUUCGACUCGAGAAGCGGAGCAGCUCUACAACGCCUUGGAAUGGAGAGUUCAGGCUCUUAGGAACGCUGGCCAAACCGGGAGCAGCGGCCGGGAGGACAAAUCGAGCGUGCAAGACGACAAGGGCGACAACACGGACAGUAACAGCAAUACGAUUGGUUGAUGCGAAUGACAGAGAACGGUGUCUCGGUCUCGUCUCGCCGAAUCUUAAUGGGGGAACAUCGACAAAAGCUGCACCAUCAACAGCAUGCUCUAGGUCAUCUUUGUGCACUUGGUCUCACGAAAAUAUUCGGAGACAGUUCUCCGUCGAUACUAUGGUUUCGUUCUCGAUCCGACAAUCACUCAACGCGGAUCGUAUCAUGGAAUGAUUCGAUCGAGACCGAUCGAUUGAAGAAACGAUACUGAUAGGGCGAAUAUGAAGCGAAGGUUCCGUGGCUUCUUGCAGUGUGUAUACUGGGCAUUGUCGUGCGUGAAUAAUCGUGAUUGCAGUAUGUGUAAAAUAAUAGUGAGUUGGAGAGUAUUCCGUUGAUGUAGCACGCUACACUUAAUAAAUCGAUACAUCCACG
Molecule: messenger RNA, 1772 nt
Organism: Galendromus occidentalis (western predatory mite)
Lineage: Eukaryota; Metazoa; Arthropoda; Arachnida; Mesostigmata; Phytoseiidae
Gene: RanBP3
Product: ran-binding protein 3
Exons: 8
Coding region: 14-1369 (451 amino acids)
Biological process (GO): protein export from nucleus
Source: RefSeq, a predicted model, not a curated record